AGUGGUCAAACACUGCUGCUUUGUUAUCUCUUUUGAUCUAUAAAUUUCUAUUAUAAUUAUGAGGACAAGUUUUUGAAGGCAGAGAGAGAGAAAAGAAAAGAAAAGUAAAGAGGGUAAUUUCAUGGAGGCUGAAAAAGCUUUGCCAGCCAUAAAUGAUAGAGUUCAAUCAAGUGGAGGAGAAGAUGAAGAAGCUGCUCCCAAUCCCAAACAAGAUGUUCUUCUCAAGGUCCCUUUUAUGGGUGACAUGGAAAAGCCCUCCAUGGAAACUCUCUCAGUCCCAUCAGCUUCUAAUUCAACUUGGAAGGAAGAGGAUAAUCAACACCCUGAAGAAAGAAUUAAAAGGACAAAAGUUGAAAUGAGGGAAGUAAGGGAAGAAAACGAGAGGCUAAAAAGGUAUUUGGAUGAAAUAAUUAAAGAUUACGAAACAUUGAAAAGGAAGUUCCAUGAGAUGACGAAUCAUCAAAUUAGAGAAGGAAAAAAAUCAACACAAACAAGUGGAAGUACAAUAAAUAAUGAUCAUGAAGUUGAAGAAGUUGAUGAUAUGGUUUCACUCACAUUAGGAAGAUUCUCAACCCAUCAAAACAAGAUCAACACUUCUUCCUCCUCACUAACUAAAUUAGAUCAUCAUGAUCAUCAUCAAAACAUCUUAGACCUCAAACAAGAUUAUAUUAUUCAAACCCCAUCGAUGGAUCAUCACCAUAUUCAAAGUCCAACCAAUAGUGAACCUAAAGAGGAAGAAGCCGGACAUACUUGGCCGCCGGGUAAAAUGUCGAAGCCCGACGGUUUGCCCCCACCCGCCAUCGGAGAAGAUGAGGUUUCUCAGCAAAAUCCUCCCAAGAAAGCUAGAGUUUGUGUGAGAGCUCGGUGUGAUACUCCAACGAUGAACGAUGGAUGUCAAUGGAGAAAAUAUGGACAAAAGAUUGCAAAAGGAAAUCCUUGCCCUAGAGCUUAUUAUCGUUGCACUGGUGCACCCACAUGUCCAGUAAGGAAACAGGUGCAAAGGAGUGUGGAUGAUAUUUCCAUACUAAUCACCACCUAUGAAGGAACUCACAACCAUCCUCUACCUGUUUCAGCCAUGGCCAUGGCUUCCACCACCUCCGCCGCGGCCUCGAUGCUCCUCUCGGGCCCUUCCUCCUCCACCUCUCAACCCGGUCUUAACCCUUCAUUCGCCACUACUGCCGCCGCAGCAAAUCUUCAUGGAAUGAACAUGUAUCUCUCUAACAACACCAAUUCAAAGCAAUUCUACUUGCCAAACUCUUCAAUGCUAUCUUCCCUCAACCAUCCCACAAUCACUUUAGACCUCACUUCAAACCCUCCUUCAACUUCCUCCUCCUCUCCUUUCCAUAAGAAUAUUCCUUCCACUAUUAAUAAUAAUUAUCCCCCAAAAUAUCCUUUCACAAGCCUUGAUUUUGGCUCUUCUCAGCCCAACUUCAUGUCUUGGAACAACAACAAUAAUAAUAGUGGCUAUCAACCUUAUAGUAAUAUAAGCAAAAAUAAUGCAAUGAUAGGAAUGGCAUCAGAUUUUGCUAAACAACUCCCUCUCCACACUAACAUUUAUCAAACCUAUCUUCAACAAUUUUCCAAAUCUUCAACUCCGCCGACACAGCCGCCGCUACCGGACACGAUAGCCGCAGCAACUAAGGCAAUUACGUCGGACCCAAGUUUCCAAUCGGCAUUGGCAGCUGCCUUGAGCUCGAUUAUCGGCGGUGGAAAUGGCGGGGAGAUGGGUGCUCCUAUUUCUAGCUUAGUUGGAGGAGCACAAGCAGCUAAGUCAUUAACAUGCUCCACCUCCAAGAGUCCUUCUUCAUCUCCUGCCGAUAGUAGAGAAAAUGGGAAGUGAAAAAUGUUGGAUGAUGAAUUUUAUUUAGAACUUGAGAUUUGUAAAUAACCCAUCAACAAAUCAAGAGUUCUCUCUCUUUUUCUUUCUUUCUUUUUUCUUUUUUCUUUCUUUUUUUGAUAAAAAAAAGAAAGCUAGACUUUCAGCCAUUGAUAUCAUGUCAAGAGAAAUGUUCAUAUGUAGACAAUUUUUGGAUGUGAAUUGAUCAACA
Molecule: messenger RNA, 2048 nt
Organism: Benincasa hispida (wax gourd)
Lineage: Eukaryota; Viridiplantae; Streptophyta; Magnoliopsida; Cucurbitales; Cucurbitaceae
Product: WRKY transcription factor 72A-like
Biological process (GO): regulation of DNA-templated transcription
Molecular function (GO): DNA-binding transcription factor activity; sequence-specific DNA binding
Source: RefSeq, a predicted model, not a curated record